AACCCUUUCAGUUGGCAAAAUAGUUUUAAAACUAUUUAUUUAUUAGCAGAUUGGGUCCACGCUAAUGCACGUUACAUUGUAAAUUGUGUUUAAGUGAUCAGGAAAAUUGUUAAGGUUAAGUUUCGGCAUGUAGACUUAGUUUCAGGGUUGAAGUUUGACAUGAUUUAGUUACUCCCAUCAAGCUAACUGACCCUGUGAGAUCUGGACAGUUUUAUGUUGUGUCAAUCAGUCAAAAAUAACAGUUUGUAACAACGCUUCAGGAGUCAUAUUGACUAAUGUUAGCUGGGCACGACGUGUGUGUGUAACGUUAUGACAAGUGUAGCUCCCAACGCGCCCUGGCUAGGCGAGCUAUGCUGAUACAUCAUCUGACUCGGGCUCUGUUCACAUCCGGACGACCGUUACCGUUACGGAUCCAGGUCCACAGGGGGUUGAGCGUCACCGGACAGAAGAGGACGGACUCCCCGGGAGACAUGAUCCGGAGGACUCCGAUCAAACGGGUUCUCUGUGUGGCGGAGAAGAAUGACGCGGCCAAAGGCAUCGCGGAGAUCAUGUCUGACGGCAGAGCGAGGAGGAGGGAGGGGCUGUCCGUCUAUAAUAAACUCUAUGAGUAUGAAUACAACCUGUUUGGAAGGAAUGUGGCGGUGUGUAUGACGUCAGUUUCAGGUCAUCUGUUGGGUCUGGAGUUCAAGGCUCAGUUCCAGAAAUGGCACAGCUGUAAUCCUGUCCUGCUGUUUGAUGCUGAGGUGGAGAAGUAUUGUCCUGAGAACUUUGUUCAGAUCAAGCGGACCCUAGAGAGAGAGGUGAGUCAGUGCCAGGCGCUUGUCAUCUGGACAGAUUGUGACAGAGGAGAGAACAUCGGCUUUGAGGUGAUAGACGUCUGCAAAGCAGUCAAGCCCGGUGUGCAGGUGUUUCGUGCUCGGUUCUCUGAGAUCACUCCCAACUCUAUCAGGAGAGCAUGUGACACGUUAACGGAACCAGACGGUAACGUCAGUGAUGCUGUGGACGUCCGUCAGGAGCUGGACUCUCCGGAUAGUCAGUUCAAACCAUCCAGGCAGUUCAUACAGCAUAUCUACAAGAUUCAGCUAGUCCUCCAUGAGGUAGAGGAGGAAUCAGUAGAGUUCAGCUGGAAGAGGAACAGACUGUUCAACCACACAGCCUGUCUAGUCAUCUACCAGAUCUGUCUGGAGGAUCCCAUAGCAACCGUCACCUCGGUAACCAGUAAACCCAAAAGCAAGUGGAGGCCUCUGCCCCUGGACACAGUGGAAAUGGAGAAGCUGGUUUCCAGGAAGUUGAGAAUCGGCGCCAAAGAGACCAUGAAGAUCGCUGAGAAACUAUACACACAGGGGUUCAUCAGUUAUCCGCGUACAGAGACCAACCUGUUCCCUAAGGACCUGGCCCUGGGCCCCCUGGUGGAGCAUCAGACACACAGCCCCUCCUGGGGGGCCUUCGCUAGGGGGGUGAUGGAGCAGCCAGGGGGACCCAACCCACGGCAGGGCACCAAGACAGAUCAGGCUCAUCCCCCUAUACACCCCAUCAAGUACACCAACACACUACAGGGCAACGAGCAGCGUGUGUAUGAGUUCAUUGUGCGUCACUUCCUGGCGUGCGUAUCCCUUGAUGCUGUGGGGCAGGAAACGGUGGUCGAGGUGGAAAUGGCUCACGAGAGGUUCUCCGCAAACGGCCUCAUGAUCAUCAGGAGGAACUACCUGGACGUGUACCCCUACGACCGCUGGAGCACUAAGGUGAUCCCAGUGUAUGAGCAGGGUAGCCAGUUCCAGCCAUCAGCGAUAGAGAUGCUGGAUGGCCAGACCUCUCCUCCUCAACUCCUCACGGAGGCAGACCUCAUAUCACUGAUGGAGAAACAUGGCAUUGGUACGGAUGCCACCCAUGCAGAUCACAUUGAGACCAUAAAGAGCCGUAUGUACGUGGGACUAACAGCUGAUCAGAGGUUUCUACCAGGAGAACUGGGGAUGGGACUGGUGGAGGGUUAUAACUCCAUGGGGUAUGAGAUGUCUAAGCCACACCUGCGGGCGGAGCUGGAGGCGGACCUGAAGCUGGUAUCGGAGGGGAGGAAGGACAAACAGAGCGUGUUGAGACACCACAUUCACAAAUACAAGACGGUCUUCGUAGAGUCUGUUAAGAAAGCCAAGAGGUUGGACGAGGCUCUGUCUAUCUAUCUGGGCGCGGCCCAGGAGUUCAGCGAAUCAGAGCAGCAGGAUAUGGAAAUGCCCCUCCCAGUCAGGAAAUGUCCUCAGUGUGGGCGGGACAUGGUGCUGCGGAGGAGGAAGGAGGGGAACGGGAAGUACCUGUCCUGCGUUGGUUACCCAGAAUGCAAGUGUUCCGUGUGGUUUCCGGACACGGUGUUAGAGGUCAACAGAGACGAGUCUGUCUGUCCCACCUGUCAGCCCCGCCCCGUUCACAUGUUAAAGUUGAAGUUCCGACGAGGCAGCCUCCCUCCCAUGAUGCCGCUGGAGUUUGUGGGCUGCAUCGGAGGGUGUGACGAGACACUGAGGGAGGUACUCAACCUCAAAUACCUCAGAAUGGGUGGAGGGGGCGUGGCGGGAGGAGUAGGAGGAAGAGGGGGAGCUGGGGGAGGAAGAGGAGUAGGAGCAGCUGGGGGAGGAAGAGGAGGAGCUGGGGGAGGAAGAGGAGUAGGAGGAAGAGGGGGAGCUGGGGGAGGAAGAGGAGUAGGAGCAGCUGGGGGAGGAAGAGGAGGAGAAGGAAGGGGAGACACUGCAACCAAUCAGCCGAGACCUCGCCCAGCCCCCAGACCGGACCCCCUGUCUCCCCAAACCCCCAACCCCCCCUCCUCGUCCUGGCCCACCCCACCCUCGCCUUGACCCCAGGCCCCACCCCCUGACCCCAGAGGUGGUGACGUCACAGUGUGUAACUGUGGGUCGGAGGCGGUCCUCCUCACCGUGAGGAAAGACGGUCCUAACCAGGGCAGACGGUUCUAUAAGUGUUCCUCAGGAGGCUGUAACUUCUUCCUGUGGAACGACCAGCCCGACACUAACGUUUACCCUCCAGGCCCCCAGGGGGCGCCACGCAGCAGGCCACACCAGCCCCCCAGGACCUCCGUGGGGGAGGUGGUUUGUAACUGCAGUGAGCCAGCGGUUCAGAAGACAGUGCAGAAGGAAGGACCUAAUAGAGGAAGAGUGUUCCAUACCUGUGGGAAGCCCAGAGAUCAACAGUGUGGAUUCUUCCUCUGGGCUGACGAGAACAUCCCACCACCAGGUUCAGGUUCUGGAGGGGGAGACUGGGGGAAGAGGGGAGGAGACUGGGGAGGAAGAGCCCCCCCCACCACCAAACCCCCCGCUACCAGGAAGCCCCGUACCUGUGGCAUCUGUCACAUGCCUGGACACACACGUGUCACCUGCCCUCAGCGCUGACCUUUAACCCCUGAUCCCACUGCUGCCAUAGAGAUGCUCUGACCCCCGUGUGACCUUGUCCCCGACCUCUGAACUCCGAUGUGAUCAGGAAGCUCAGCGGUUGAUGUUUUUGAUACAAACACAGAGCUACUAGAAUCAGUUUACCUUCAACUCGCCCCUUAACCCUAAACAUCCCAGACGGACCAGAGGUCAGCUUCUAGAGGUGUUAAACCAGGGUUCAUUUGGGACAGGAGUGGAGUGGGACUGGGUUCAUUCUGCCUGCCUCUAGAGGUGUUAAACCAGGGUUCAUUCUGUCUCACCUCUGACAGAGAAACUGCAUUUAUAUGACAUGGAGAAUAGAUCAAUAUUUUACAGAGAAAUAAAAGAAUGGAUUUGAUUGGUAAUUUGUCCCCAAUAUGUAACAUUGGCGUAAAGAAUAGGAUUGUAAAUCCAAGUACCAGCUGGGAGGAGACAGACUGGAGAAAGGGAGAUUAAUACUGGUAUUUUUGAAUGUUUAUAUAAAAUCACUGAUC
This is a messenger RNA of Oncorhynchus keta (chum salmon), 3901 nucleotides long. RefSeq names its product DNA topoisomerase 3-alpha-like. Gene Ontology annotation, biological process: DNA topological change. Gene Ontology annotation, molecular function: DNA binding; zinc ion binding; DNA topoisomerase type I (single strand cut, ATP-independent) activity. Gene Ontology annotation, cellular component: nucleus; chromosome. The record is from RefSeq and is a predicted model, not a curated record. NCBI's taxonomy places the organism in Eukaryota, Metazoa, Chordata, Actinopteri, Salmoniformes, Salmonidae.